UCGUCGAAGAGAAGACGAAGAUGACCGGAGUCCUGGAUUACAGCACCAGAUGUUUCUGAUUAUGGAGGACUUGUUAGAUUAAUUAAAACUGUUGGAUUAUGAAGAACAAGUCCUUGUGAAGCACAACAUGAAACCUCUAUCCAGGCAUUAUUUUGUAGCAAGUUCAUACACGCAAAGUAACCCUGGAGAACAGUUCUACAUGUUCAGCGUCAUCGCAGCUUGGCUCAUAACACUGUGUGGCCGGUCAUUCGAAACCCCACAAGAAUAUGAUGACCCCAAUGCGAUUGUCUCAAACAUCCUUACGCACCUCAGGGCACUGGGUGGGCUGGUUGAAUUUCCUCCUUCAAAGCUGAAGUCUGGUUCAGGGGAACAUGUGUGCUACGUCUUGGACCGCCUGGCAGAGGAAGCCCUGAAUUGUAGACAGUUUGUCUGGAAGAGGCCUCUCUACCCCUCAGAGCAGUUGGAGGAGGAGUCUGUGCUGGAGGAUGAUGCCGAGCUCACGCUCAGCAAAGUGGAGGACUUGACUGAGGAGGCUGCCGAGUUUGAAGACGUUAUUGAUCUGGAGGAACUGAAGUCCAGAACUAGUCAGAGUGAGGAGAGAGGGCAGGGACCAGAGAUGAUCCUGCAGUCAGUGACCGAUUCUGCAGAGUGGAAUUUGGAGAUAGAGAGGGUUCUGCCCCAACUCAAAGUCUCUGUCCGCACAGAUAUUAAGGAUUGGCGGUGCCAUGUGAGCCAAAUGCGUCAACACCAAGAUGGCAUCAAAAGCUCUUUGAAAGAGGCCAAGGCAUAUCUAGAUAAACUGCUGGAAGAGAUCAGUAAGACUCAAGAGAAAGUGAGCAGCAGAGAGAAGUACAUCAACACACAGCUAGAACACCUAAUCACAGACUACAGGAAUGCACAAUCAAAAUUCUGUGAGGUCAAGGAGCUGCAUCAGCAGGCCAGUAGAGGAGUGACUGAGAGAACUAGAACUAUAGCAGAGAUCAAUGAGGAGCUUGAGAAAGUGAAGCAGGAGAUGGAUGAGAAGGGCAGCAGCAUGUCAGAUGGAGUUCCAGUAGUAAAGAUCCAGCAGAGUCUGACUAAGUUAAAGCAGGAGAUCCAGGAGAUGGAUGUGCGCAUGGGGGUUGUGGAACAAACACUGUUGCAGGCCAAACUCAAGGAAAAGAGCAACAUGACCAGAGACAUGCAUGCCACACACAUCACAGAGAUUACUACACACACCUACUCAUAACCACACACAGAAUACACACAAUACAGUGAAGGGAAAAAUUAUUUGAUCCCCUGAUGAUUUUGUACGUUUGCCC
Molecule: messenger RNA, 1301 nt
Organism: Hemibagrus wyckioides
Lineage: Eukaryota; Metazoa; Chordata; Actinopteri; Siluriformes; Bagridae
Product: intraflagellar transport protein 57 homolog
Exons: 11
Coding region: 128-1228 (366 amino acids)
Biological process (GO): intraciliary transport; non-motile cilium assembly
Cellular component (GO): intraciliary transport particle B; cilium; centrosome
Source: RefSeq, a predicted model, not a curated record